Xylaria bambusicola is the source of this 861-nucleotide messenger RNA. RefSeq lists its product as uncharacterized. Bases 1 to 861 code for a protein of 286 amino acids. The record is from RefSeq and is a predicted model, not a curated record. NCBI's taxonomy places the organism in Eukaryota, Fungi, Ascomycota, Sordariomycetes, Xylariales, Xylariaceae. The transcript has 3 exons.
AUGGCGACGGAGCAGCAGCAAUCAACGGUCCUUGCUUCCCCGAGGGAGCCACGGCAAGCAUCACCACACCUCCAAGAGCCCGGCGCACCCGGACCUUCGCAACAAGUCGAGUUCCGUGGCUUCGAUUUCUUUGCCCAGCGAGACUUCAACGAAUACAAGGACGCAUCGCGAGCGUACUUUGCUGGGAAGAAUGGUAACCCUUCGUCGUGGCUCGGAGACGCAACACCACCGGCAUCCGCUCACCCUUCCCUCGAUGAGUCUCGGCCCGAGGAGAUUCCACAGCCGUCGAAUGAAAGGGAACAGAAGAAUGCAAAAACAAUAUUGGGGCUUCGGAGGCCUUGGUUUUGGACAAUCCUAGCUAUAAUUAUAGUCAUCGUAUUCGUGGCAGUAGGCGUAGGUGUUGGCAGUGCAAGCGGUGCUGAUUCUGCCUCUGAUACGACAAACACGAACACGAAUAUACCGGCCACAGGAAUGGAGACGGCAACUACAUCUCCCCCCUCUACCUCGACUCACAUAACGACGACAUCGACGCAACGACCAAUGCCCACACAAGAGGUUAAGACAAGCUGCCCGAAAGUCAACGGCACUGUAUACGAAGUGCCGGGCUCGACCAAGAAGUUUCUGCAGCUCUGCGGAAUCGAUUAUGGAAAGGAGGACGGCGCAAUUGAUCUACGAAACGUCUAUACGGAUACUGCGGAGGACUGCAUCAAUAACUGCGCGGGGACAAAAGGAUGUACGGGCUGCGGAUGGGGGUUUAUCAACGGCGACCACGGCCCUCCGUUCCGUUGCUGGUUGAAGAGCAAGGUGGAAGGCAGACCGCACGAUGCUAACACGACUUGGCAUUUUUCUGUGCUUCUCUGA